Messenger RNA from Trypanosoma cruzi, 1188 nucleotides. RefSeq names its product mucin-associated surface protein (MASP), putative. The coding region runs from base 1 to 1188 and encodes 395 amino acids. The transcript has a single exon. The record is from RefSeq and is a predicted model, not a curated record. Lineage: Eukaryota; Euglenozoa; Kinetoplastea; Trypanosomatida; Trypanosomatidae.
AUGGCCCAAUGCUCAGCAGGCUGCGGCGAAGAGCCGUCAGUGUCGAGUAUGUGCUCUCAGCCGCCACUUGUUGCUGUGGAUUUGACAAUUUGCACCGCGGACCAGAACAACGAGCAAAACGACAAUGCGUCAUUUCACACCGAUCAGCAGAUGGCGACGCAAAACGAAGACGAAGUACCACACGUGCCAGGGAAAAGAGCGAGCGUGCAGACACCUCCAGUACCAGCGCCAGCAGGAGGACAACCAGGACUUGCGACGCAGCCGUCCGAGGAAUUAGCAGAGCAUGCGACUGCACCCAAUUCGGGUCUCUCACGGGAUGCAUCGAACGGCGACAGUCAAGAGCAAACACCGCAGACUCAAACACCGACUGACACCAAACAGAGUUUGCUCGUGUUGCAGGGAUUGUCAGAAGGUGUUCAAGAGAACCAGAAUAAUAUGGAAGAUGGGAAAAAAAGAAAUCAGGUAGAUUCGAGCGGCAACAUGCGCAAUAAAGAGCAUGACUCUGCAACUGAAACGCCUGAAUUAUUGACCGCUUCAAUCAACACUCGUCCUUCUGGAGCUCCGGGAAAUGAAUCCGAUACAAAGUCGCUUUCUGGAACUUUGCGAUCGUCCACGGCUGGUACAGAAGAACAGGCAAAAGCAGGGCCAAUGCCCCUGCGACAGCCAAAACCACCGGAAGAAAAAGUAAUAUCCGAGGAAUUGCCGCCAACAGCAGCAGAAGUAGAGGCACCAGGAGGUCCAUCAGCACCGCCACCGAAAUCACUGCCACAGAGCGCACUGCCAUCCUCAAAGGAAGUCCCAGAUACCACGCAGUCAACUGAAGAUCCGCACACAAAAGGCAUUGAGCCAACAACAGAUGCAAGGCAGAAUGCAAUAACUGAGGGUCAGGCUGAAACAACCUCACCAUCUUCUCCUGCGGAUGAUGCUGCCGCCAAUGACGCUGACGAAAGCAAUGCAGAGAUUGCAAACGAUGGUUCAGCAGUUCAUGCCGGGGUGCCGGAGGAAGAACCACAUCAAGAACAAGUGGAUGGCAGCGAGAAACAAACAUCAUUUACAUCCACUGCCAAAAAAUAUAAUGCAACGAUUGAAGACAAUGACGGCAGCACCGCGGUCUCCCACACCACCUCCCCUCUUUUGCUUCUUCUUGUUGUUGUGUGUGCGGCUGCGGCUGCGGUGGUGGCCGCAUGA